Molecule: messenger RNA, 6855 nt
Organism: Schistosoma spindalis
Lineage: Eukaryota; Metazoa; Platyhelminthes; Trematoda; Strigeidida; Schistosomatidae
Source: the annotation of a GenBank genome assembly
GAAUCGACCGGAUGACCUUGAGGUGUCCAGACGCACACGUCCUUUGGAUUUACCCUUGAUAACUACUGUGGGGUAGUUUUUAUCUUCAGAAUGUCAGGUUUGUAAUUUUUUCUCGCUAUAGCGCAAGUCACCACACCAUGUUUGCAUGCCUAGUUUUCCACUAACAACCCCAUAGGAUUUCUUUUUUACCUCCACUUACGUGCUGUUCUCUCUGAUUUUUCAUGUGAACGAUCAGUUUUGAACGUUAAAAAGUUUGAUAGAAAAUCUUUAUCCUUUCGUAAUACAAACUAUAGGUUAAUGCCGUGAUGGGUUGAUUCUACAGCUUUGUAUGGCUACUCAAUUUUUAUCCAGUUCACUCCAUCACUAAAAUAGUUCCUCGAAUAAUUGGUUCUAGUUUUGCUGCAUACCUCACUUAUAUCUAUCUAUUCACACCUAUAGGUAAGUUUCCGUUCUUGACCUAGCAAUGCUUAUAACGUCAAAGCUCUCCACAUGUUUCCUUAGGAGAAUGUUACUUCGAAUCCAUCUCGGUGAAGGGUCAGCAACUUAAUCACGGAUUCUAUUUUUGACUACCACUUCUUACAGUCAUAAAAUAUGAUCCAGUGCGGCACCAAGCCUAAAACCACAGCUGGAUGCUGUCACGUAACCUACAAGGUACUUCUCUUUGUAAUCUAAAUUUCUGAGGCGUGAUAUUUGGAGAUAACAGACAUGUUGACCACUGACGCAUGCACACCAUAAAGAAAUUGUCAAAUAAUGCUAAGGUUAUAGAGCGCAGGGCGAAACUAUAAUUUAUGGACGACCUCGGAACGAAUCUUUUGUGACUGAGAAAUAUUAGCCAAUCAGGAAACAGUUAAUAUAGAGUAAAAUAUAUUAUAUAAAACCAAGGAAUCAAAGUGGAUACACUUCUUUUACAUGGUUCAAAAAAACGUUUCAAGGUCUGAAAGGGGUUCAGAGGUUCUAAAGUCGUAAUGCAUACAGUAGAAGAGCCCAUCCACAUGGUUCUAUAAUAGUCGGCCUCUGGAGCCAUGAUAAGGUCGCAAAAGCUCUUUUGGCCUUGACUACACGGCUUCAAUAUUGUCAUUGUGCACUUUGGUUGUUGGGUCCACAAAAUGACGCUUAUGGAUAACGUCAUGAUGCACAUAACCAAGUCUAUGCAGGCAUCUGUACGCUCUCCAAUCAUCUGUAUAUGUUGUAGUGCCUGGUUGCAGAUAUUCCCGUAUAAUUGUUAUUAUUGUCGUCGCCUAUCGGUUUCUGACCCGCUGGAAGUGUCUCUUUUGGGAUGACCUGCUGUAAAUUUGAAGGACCUGUGAGGUAAAUUUAUGGAAGUACUACUUACCCAGUCUUCUUUAAUACUACGUCCUCUGUUAAAUUUUCGUUUCCUGACUACUGUUUCGUCUAUUUCAACGAUUCUCCCGACUCUUCGAAACGAUAUGUGUAGGCUUGUCAUUUUUAUUGCACAUAUAUCUCUACAAUACUCAUACCACUAAACAGCUGAAGCUUCAGUAACAUCUGCAAAGGUUGCAGCCAGUGUUACGAAUGCUCUUAUUAUCCAGUUCGCAACAAUUAACAUAAUUUGCCCUAGUCUAGAUCUGGAUCGAGCGAAAUAAGUUCCUGUUCUUCCUCCAACAUAAAUAACAUCAAAAGACGUCAUCACGGUAGUCUGCACGUGGUACAGCAGUCAUUUGAUUACCGCAAUCGCAAAUAAAGGAUUUUCAUAGUAAUCUCAUUUGUUGUAGCCGCUCGAUUAUCACGUCUUCUUUGAAAUCUGCCUUAAACCGAUCAUACGUUUGCAUUAGGUACUGAAAUUGGCGUCGUGACCUUGAAACCCCUCAAACGCUUCUGGCUGGCUUGUCCAUAAAUUAUACUGUCAUCGUUCGGGCCUCGACCAAGUAAUCUACAUCCACCAACAUGGUUCACACCAGAAGUUAGUGACUUCAAGCACUGAUGCCACGUUUUGGUUUGACCGCCCCUAACUUUCUUCUAAUUAUCCCUAACACCGGUUAGCAUUGCACGUCGUGGUAAUCGGUGUUCAGGCAUACUCAACAAGUGGCCCAACCAUCUCAGUCGAUGAAAAUACAUAACCUCAUUAACUGAUUUACCAUCAUUCCCUAAUACCCUGCGUCUAACUUCACUAUUACUUACCCGGUGAUACCAGCAAUAUUUCUAAGGCAUCUGUGGUCAAAUACUUGUAGCUUACGAGUAUCUUCUACUCUUUAUGACCAUGUUUCGCAGCCGUAAAUUAAAACAGAACGAAUUGCCGUGCAGUUAAAUCGUCCUUUUAUUGAUAGACGGAUAUUUCGCCUUCUUUAUAGGUGGGGUAAUUUGACAAAAGCCAAACAAGCCUUUCGAAUCCGUACAGAGAUUUCGUCAGAUACCAACCCAUUAGGGCUGGUAAGAUUUGCAAGACAAGUGAAGGUAUUGAUGCAUUCAACUGCUUUACUUCCUACGUAGCCGUUUAUCCUAUAAGUGUCUCCUUUGUGGUUAUAUGAAGUGCACCUAUGUAACGGCUUACGUUGUUCCUGUUAUUCUGUCUAAUUUCAUUGGUAGGACUUGAUUAAAGUGUCAUUCUGUUACUGGUACAGCUAAUCUUUGAUUGAAUCACCACUAUAGUCUUUUAAGCCAUAUCUUUGUACUAUAGAAAAGCAUAUCUAUUGUUAUAAGUUCUACUUUGAUUAACCCACCUCUCAUUCUUCAUUGUUACUAUGACCUAUAGUCUUUUAUCUCUUGGCAAUAUUAUUAUUCUGUCCUUUGAUCCCUCAUUAUUUGUGUAUACCAGUUAUAUUUAAACUAAAUAACAUAAGUUGUUUUGUACUAGUCGUAAUCAUACUAGAUACUGACUAUGUUUUCAUCACGGUCAUGAUUGUUCCUAAUUCUUUCCCACAUGCUUAUCUUAUACCUGAUAUCGAUCCCAGGUGUCAUGUCUGUCGACCAUUGUUAUUUUCACCCUCUAGGACAUUGUAGUUAGUGUCCAUAGGUCGAGGCUAAAUGUUGUGUUCCCGAUAUCUCAAACAAUAUCAUAUUGUUCCAGUUAUAUAGCCGUAAUAUUGUUAUGGUUUAAUACCGUGUAAUUAUAGAUUUUCGAAACGCUUUCUGGAGCUAAUUAAUUUAGCUUAAAAUUUUCUAGAUCCGUUCUAUGUUGAAGGGGAUCUGGAAGAUUUUGAAGAGGAUGAUCCUGAACGUCAGUUUUAUGGAGAUGAACAAUGUAAUGAGGAUGAUGAAAUCACGCCAGAUAUGUGGCAGGAAGCUUGUUGGAUUGUUAUAAGCAGCUAUUUUGACGAAAAGGGCUUAGUCAGACAACAGUUGGAUUCUUUUGAUGAAUUCAUCCAAACAUCAAUUCAGAAAAUUGUUGAAGAUUCUCCGAUUAUCGAGUUACAAGCAGAAGCCCAGCAUAGUGGUGGAAUUUUAGAAACUCCUGUUCAAUAUCGUCUAAAAUUCGAACAAAUCUAUUUGAGUAAAGCUACUCAUUGGGAAAAGGAUGGCUCCUCCGUGCCGAUGACACCCAAUGAUGCAAGACUACGAAACUUGACUUAUGCAGCACCGCUUUACGUCGAUGUAAUGAAGAAAAUAAUUCGUGAUGAAAUUGAAGAGGAAAAGCCGUUAGAAAAGAAGUUUAUAGGCAAAAUUCCGAUUAUGUUGAGAUCUACAUAUUGUCUUUUAUCAGUGAUGAGUGAUCGUGAUCUGGCUGAAUUAAACGAAUGUCCUCUAGAUCCUGGCGGAUAUUUCAUCAUUAAUGGAUCUGAGAAAGUUUUGAUAGCACAAGAAAAAAUGGCUACGAAUACAGUGUAUGUUUUUAAACAAAAGGAUAGUAAAUAUGCUUACAAGACAGAAAUUCGAUCAUGUCUUGAGCAUAGUUCCCGGCCAGCUAGUACAUUAUGGAUUAAUAUGAUGGCACGUGGUGGUAAAGAUGGCAGCAAACGAGCUACUAUUGGUCAAAGAAUUGUGGCUAUUUUACCAUAUAUAAAACAAGAGAUUCCAGUGUUAAUUGUGUUUCGUGCAUUAGGUUUUGUCGCUGAUCGUGAUAUAUUAGAACAUAUUAUUUAUGAUUUUGAUGAUACAGAAAUGCGUGAAAUGAUUAAACCUUCCUUAGAUGAUGCAUUUGUAAUUCAGGAACAAAAAGUUGCACUUAAUUUCAUUGGUUCUCGUGGUGCUCGACCUGGUGUAACGAAAGAAAAGCGUAUAAAAUAUGCCAAAGAAAUCCUUCAAAAAGAAACUUUACCACAUGUUGGAGUAUCAGAUUUUUGUGAAACACGUAAAGCUUACUUUUUAGGCUAUAUGGUUCAUCGUUUAUUGUUGGCUGCAUUAAAACGUCGUGAUGUUGACGAUCGCGAUCAUUAUGGGAAUAAACGAUUAGAUUUAGCUGGUCCGCUUCUUGCAUUUUUAUUUCGUGGAUUGUUUAGAAAUCUUACUAAAGAAAUUCGUUUAUAUGCUCAAAAAUUCAUAGAUAAGGGCAAAGAUUUUAAUUUAGAAUUGGCAAUUCGUAGUCAAAUUAUUACAGAUGGUUUAAAAUAUUCACUUGCUACGGGUAAUUGGGGUGAUCAGAAAAAAGCAAAUCAAGCACGUCCAGGUGUUUCACAGGUGCUUAAUCGUUUAACAUUCGCAUCCACUUUAUCACAUUUAAGGCGACUUAAUUCACCUAUCGGAAGAGAUGGAAAAUUGGCAAGACCUAGACAAUUGCAUAACACUUUAUGGGGUAUGAUUUGUCCAGCUGAAACACCUGAAGGUCAUGCUGUGGGAUUAGUGAAAAAUCUUGCUUUAAUGGCAUAUAUUUCAGUUGGAAGUCAACCAUCACCUAUUUUAGAAUUCUUAGAGGAGUGGAGUAUGGAGAAUUUGGAAGAAAUCGCUCCUUCAGCUAUUGGAAAGACUUGUAAAAUAUUUGUCAAUGGCUGUUGGGUUGGUAUCCAUAGUUCACCAGAUCAUUUAAUGGGUACUCUACGAAAACUACGUCGUCAAGUUGAUGUCAUUGUCAGUGAAGUCAGUAUGAUUCGGGAUUAUCGUGAUCAAGAGAUACGAAUUUAUACAGAUGCUGGUCGUAUUUGUCGUCCAUUAGUUAUUGUUGAAAAAGGAAAAUUACUAUUGAAACGUAGUCACAUUGAACUUUUAAAAGAUAAGGCGUAUAAUCGUUACAGCUGGCAAGAUCUUGUACUCAGUGGUGUAGUUGAGUAUAUUGAUACUUUAGAAGAAGAAACUGUUAUGAUUGCUAUGGGCCCAGCAGAAAUGCAAGCUGCUGUAAAUUAUUGUAAAACACAUACACAUUGUGAAAUUCAUCCAAGUAUGAUAUUAGGUAUAUGUGCUAGUAUUAUACCAUUCCCUGAUCAUAAUCAAUCACCAAGAAAUACAUAUCAAAGUGCUAUGGGUAAACAAGCUAUGGGUGUGUAUAUUAGUAAUUUUCAUACAAGAAUGGAUACAUUGGCUAAUGUAUUAUAUUAUCCACAAAAACCAUUAGUUGCUACACGAUCUAUGGAGUAUUUACGUUUUAGAGAACUUCCAGCAGGUAUUAAUGCAAUUGUUGCAAUUGCAACAUAUACCGGUUAUAAUCAAGAAGAUUCUGUUAUUAUCAAUGAAAGCGCUAUACAACGUGGUUUCUUCCGAUCAGAAUUUUAUCGUACUUAUAAAGAUCAAGAAACACGACAUGGUAUGGAUUUAGAAGAAGUGUUUGAAAAACCAAAUCCACAAAAUUGUCAGGGAAUGCGUCAUGCUAUCUAUGAUAAAUUAGAUGAUGAUGGAUUGAUUGCACCUGGUACCAGAGUUUCUGGCGAUGAUGUAUUAAUUGGUAAAACAAUUACUUUACCAGAGAAUGAAGAUGAGAUGGAAGGUGGACAAAGACGAUAUACUAAACGUGAUGCUAGUGUAUUUAUGCGUCGCAGUGAAUAUGGUAUAGUUGAUCAAGUUAUGGUCACAUGGAAUAAUGAAGGCAAUAAAUUUUGUAAAGUACGUGUACGUACUACAAAAGCACCACAAGUUGGUGAUAAAUUCGCUAGUCGACACGGACAAAAAGGUACUUGUGGUAUCCGUUAUCGUCAAGAAGAUAUGCCAUUCACAUGUGAAGGAAUCACACCAGAUAUUAUUAUUAAUCCACACGCUAUUCCUAGUCGUAUGACUAUUGGACAUUUAAUUGAAUGUUUACAGGGUAAAGUUAGUGCAAACAAAGGUGAAAUUGGUGAUGCUACACCAUUUAAUGAUGCUGUAAAUGUACGUAAAAUUUCAUUACUUUUACAAGAGUAUGGCUAUCAACAUACCGGUAAUGAAAUUAUGUAUAAUGGAUUUACUGGAAGAAAAUUAAAUUCACAAAUUUUCUUAGGACCAACUUAUUAUCAACGUUUAAAACAUAUGGUUGAUGAUAAAAUUCAUAGUCGUUCUCGUGGACCUGUUCAAAUACUUAAUCGUCAACCUAUGGAAGGUCGUAGUCGUGAUGGUGGUCUACGUUUUGGUGAAAUGGAACGUGAUUGUCAAAUAGCUCAUGGUGCAGCACAAUUUUUACGUGAACGUUUAUUUUUUGCUAGUGAUCCAUAUCAAGUGUAUGUUUGUAAUUUAUGCGGUCUUAUAGCAAUUGCUCAUCAACGUAAUAAGACUUAUGAGUGUAGAAGCUGUAAAAACACAACUCAGAUUUCUUUAGUGAAAUUACCCUAUGCCUGUAAAUUAUUAUUCCAAGAAUUAAUGUCAAUGUCAAUUGCACCGAGAAUGAUGAUCAAUAGUCCUACGGCUUACUAAUAUAAAAAAAGAAUGUAACAAAGGAGAGAAGGAAUGAAUUACCAUCUGUCCAUGCGUUUCAUGUUUUAUAAUUAUCAUCAUUAUUCAUAUUGUAUUAAGGCUUGUUUUUUUUCGUUUUUUCUCUGUACAUACAACUUUUCUGCAUUAUCA